AUGUAAACUAUCAGUAAUGUAGGCACUGAUCCCAUGGUAGCUGGCAUUAAUUCCAUAAGUGUAUCAUAAUUGAAUAGUGCUUAGAAUAAAAUACCUAUCUAUUUGCCAUCUCAAAUUAAGCCAGGCUUCAAGAUUCUGAAGGAUCAUUCUAUAAAAGACUUGGCCCAGCAAAGCAAGGUAGCAAUCUCUCGAACUCAAUUGAACUCCAAUAUGAGCAGUCCUAUGACAAGGAACUCUAAUAUUCCUUAGAGUGUGAUAACUAAUGCUAAAAUGGGGUCUAUUGAUUCUAGAAAUUUUAAAAUGAACAAGAAUUACCAAUUCAAGUCUCAAAUAAACUUACUUUCAAGGAAUGAAACUAUAAAUGGCUACAAGCCUAUAGCUGAGUAUUCAAACAUGGAUAGUCAGUCUUAACAGGAUUCAAGCACUGUUGUAAGAAAUUAGAAAUAUCAUCAAGAUAAGUAACUUAGAGAGGAGAGCAUGUACAGGCACAAACAGAUUGAAAUCCAAGAAAAGAAAACUAGAGAUUUACUGAAGAAGCUCACCUAGAAAUAGGUUACUAAGAAAAAGUACAAUGGAGAUGAAAGUGGAACAAUAGAUAACUAUAAUUCCAAAAAUGACGACAAUAUCAAAUCUAUUGAGAAUGAUAUAAUGAUAUCCCAUGAACAAUCAAUUGAUGAGGAACAACAGACAACUUCUAACAUCUACAGUGAUUCAAUUCUAAAGCAAAAGUAGUAGCAAGAAUACGAGUAGAGUCCGCAAAGGACUUUAAAAAAUGCCAAACUAAUACAGUCUCAGUCAGAGAGAUCAAUUACUGGAAUAUCAUAGUAUCUUGUUCAAAAUCAAAAAGUACUCCCUUCUGAUAAGUCAAGGAACAAUCAUUAUUUUAACACAAAAGAGCCAAAUACUGCAAUGGACUCUAAUAAGAGCACAAGUCUUAAGCCUAAGAGAAAUAACAAGUACAUUAUAAAGGAGAUGAAUAACUUAGAUGACAAUGAUGAACUCAUCAUGCGCUUGAAGCUCUUUGGUAAAGUUGGUGGAGAUUCAAGCAGAAAGAUUGACGCCAAGGAUGCUGAAGAAUUUCAAUAGCUUUAGCAGGACGAGGACUACAUUGAUGAGUUGGCGAAACAGUUUGAGCAAAUGACUGACUAGAAAUCAUAAAAGUAUUUCAAGGAUCACAUCAAAGACAAGAUCGCAGAUCAAUACAACUAGAUGCCAGUGAGUCUCGUUGCGCUCUCUCAAAACAGAAAGUAUAUAUUAGAACAGCUAUUCAAUAGAAAGAAUUUAUUCCCUCCUCAGAGAAGAUCCCUUGAGCUUGCUAAACUGUAGUCAAAAGAUGAAUAACAAGAGGGCGGUAUCAAAGUGUCUGAAAGCCAGCGAAACUUGCACCUGCCUCAAAUCUAAAACAGAAACUCCUAGUCUUCAGCCUAGCGAUCUAGAUUCCUGUAAGACCUACGCAACUUAUCUAUCGGUAAAUUCAAGGAGGGUUUCUUGAAACAGGAGGAUGACCAGAGAAAGAAUACUGAAGUCAAAAAGUACAAGAGCAGGGGCUAGUUCGAAAAUGUGGCUAACUUCUAUAGGUUUCUACCUCAGGAAAGGCAGAAGAAGAUAGAGAAGCAGAUCAACAGACUGCUUGACGAGAAGCAGCGAAUGUCUGAAAUGGAUCAGUAUCUGGAGUUUUACAUUAGAGAUGGGGACAAGAUAGACGAGGAGGCUGAGUAGCAAAUGGAUAGAACACAGGCUAUUAUUAAUGCGCCAAUCUUAUGA
Molecule: messenger RNA, 1764 nt
Organism: Stylonychia lemnae
Lineage: Eukaryota; Ciliophora; Spirotrichea; Sporadotrichida; Oxytrichidae
Source: the annotation of a GenBank genome assembly